AUGAAACUUGAAGGGAUCAGAGUGCUGGAUCUCUCCCGGUUUCUGCCGGGUCCGCAUCUGGCGAUGAUGAUGGCCGAUCACGGCGCGGACGUGAUCAAGAUCGAGGACACGAAGAGCGGCGAUCCCGCGCGCGUCAUUGGGCCCGCCGAGGGCGGCCACACGGUCUAUUUCCGCAAUGCAAACCGGGGCAAGCGGAGCCUCGCGGUCGAUCUCAAGAGCGAGGCCGGGCGCGAGGCCUUCAUGCGCCUCGCCGAGACCGCCGACGUGAUCCUCGAGACGUUCCGUCCCGGCGUCGUCGACCGCCUCGGGAUCGGUUACGAGGCGGUGUGCGCCCGCGCACCGCAGAUCGUCUACGCCUCCAUCUCCGCCUUCGGCCAGUCGGGACCCUACCGCGACCGGCCGGCCCACGACCUCAGCGUCAAUGCGCUCGCCGGAAUCGCCAGCCUCAGCGUCGAUGGCGACGGCAAGCCGGCCAUGGCGUGCCUGCCGCCGUCCGACAUGGGGGGCUCGCUCAUGGCGCUGGCGGGAAUUCUCAUGGCCCUGCUGCGCCGCCAGACCACCGGGCGCGGCGACUACCUGGACCUUUCCAUGUUCGACACGGUGGUGUCAUGGACGGCGCAUGUGGCCGGCCGCGUGUUCGCCGACGGCUGCGCGCCGGAUCCUGCAGCCGAGCGCACCCAGGGCGGGGCCGCGUUCUACCGCCCCUACCGCACCAAGGACGGCCGCUACAUCACCCUCGGCGGCGGCGAGAUGAAAUUCGUCGUCAACUUCCUCGAAGCCGUGGGGCGGCCGGAUCUGAUCCCCCUCGGCCGCGAGCCCGCCGGCCCGGCGCAAGCGCUGCUCCACGCCUUCCUCGAAGAGACCUUUGCCCAGCGGACCCAGGCCGAGUGGGUCGCCUGGUUCGCCGGCCGCGACAUCUGCUUUGCGCCGGUCCUCGACCUCAAGGAAGCCUUCGACGAUCCCCACCUCGCCGCGCGCGGCAUGCGCGAACGGGACAGCGAUGGCGCCUCCCACCUCGGCAUCCCGAUCAACACCGCGAUCCUGCGCGAGAUCGGUUACGACGAAGCCGAAUGCAGGGCGCUCGUCCGCGACGGCAUCAUCCGGCAGUCGGCGUGAUUCUAAGCGGCGGCCGCGCCCUGCCCCUCACCCAGCAGGCGGAUAAUCUCCGCCGUGGGCUUCACAUGGCAGAAGUUGCCGUCGAGAUAUUCGACCGCGUUGGCAUGGCCGCUCGGCGACAUGGCGGCGCAGGAGUCCUCGGGCAUCAGGCAGCGGAAGUCGAGGUCGCCCGCGAGCCGGAUCGUGCCUUCGACGCAGCUGUUGGUGAAGAUCCCGCUCACCACGAUGGUGGUGAUUCCCUUCACGCGCAGCAGAUGCUCGCAAUUGGUCGAGGGGAAGACCGCCGAGCCGCUCUUGGUCAGCAUGAUGUCGCCCUCUUGCGGCACGAGCGGCGCAAGGAUCUGUGCGUCCUUCGAGUCGACAGUCGUGACCACACCGAAAUGACGGUGGCGCCAGGUC
Messenger RNA from Geodia barretti, 1515 nucleotides. The record is from the annotation of a GenBank genome assembly. NCBI's taxonomy places the organism in Eukaryota, Metazoa, Porifera, Demospongiae, Tetractinellida, Geodiidae.